This is a messenger RNA of Helianthus annuus (common sunflower), 561 nucleotides long. RefSeq lists its product as uncharacterized. The transcript has a single exon. Bases 1 to 561 code for a protein of 186 amino acids. Lineage: Eukaryota; Viridiplantae; Streptophyta; Magnoliopsida; Asterales; Asteraceae. The record is from RefSeq and is a predicted model, not a curated record.
AUGGCAAAAUUGAAAGAAGGCUUAUUUACAGAAUUCGAAAUGAAAGAUCUAGGAAGACUUAAAUACUUACUUGGCAUUGAAGUAUUAAGGUCAAGACAGGGUAUCUUCAUUUAUCAGAAGAAAUAUAUUCUGGAUUUAUUGGCGGAAAUUGGGAUGCUUGAUUGCAAACAAGUUGAAACUCCCAUGAAGACAAACCAAAAACUUUACAUGGAGGAAGGAGCGGAGUUGGCUGACAAGAACAGAUACCAGCGAAUAGUGGGGAAGCUAAUAUAUCUUUCGCACAUCCGUCCAGAUAUAGCAUAUGCAGUAGGAGAAAUAAGCCAACUCAUGCACCAGCCACAAGUUACUCAUAUGGAGGCAGCCUUAAGGAUUAUAAGAUAUCUCAAAGGAACUGUUGGUCAUGGGGUACUCUUCAAAUCAAAUGGCCAUUUAAACACUCAAGUGUUUACUGAUGUGAUCGGGCAGGAGAUUAAGGAAACCAGAGAUCCACGUCAGGUUACUUCACUCUGGUUGGUGGUAAUCUUGUCACUUGAAGGUGGAGACAAGCAAGAUCAUGUGUGA